This is a messenger RNA of Naegleria gruberi, 979 nucleotides long. RefSeq lists its product as uncharacterized. The transcript has a single exon. The coding region runs from base 172 to 741 and encodes 189 amino acids. Gene Ontology annotation, molecular function: translation initiation factor activity; RNA 7-methylguanosine cap binding. NCBI's taxonomy places the organism in Eukaryota, Heterolobosea, Eutetramitea, Acrasida, Naegleriidae. Gene Ontology annotation, cellular component: eukaryotic translation initiation factor 4F complex. Gene Ontology annotation, biological process: translational initiation. The record is from RefSeq and is a predicted model, not a curated record.
CUUUUUUUUUGCAAAUACAACAACAACACUAGCUACGAAUUAAUCAUCAACAAUAACAACAACUACCCUAGCAAUAAUAAUAACUACGCGUUAACAAAAUCUAUCUUUUUCGGAUAUGCCUCUCUUCUUGUAAAAUAUUAAAACUAUAAUAAUUAAACCCUAGAAUAUAUAAUGAACCGUAUUUCUGAACCUAAUCAUACAUUACAUAAUACAUGGACCUUAUGGUAUCACAGUCCUAGAAGUAAAAUUAAUGAACAAAAUUAUAAGGCUUUUUUCACCAAAGUUAAAGCUUUUACUACAAUAGAGGAUUUUUGGCGAUUAUUUAAUAAUGUUCGUUCACCAUCAUGUUUACCAAUCGGAACAACAUAUUAUUUAAUGAAGGAUGCUAUUAAACCAGAGUGGGAAGAUCCAAAUUGUAUCAAUGGAGGAGAAAUGGUUUUUAGUUUUGCUAAAAAAUCAAGACAAGAAGCUGAUCAAUGGUGGUUGUUCUCUUGUAUUAUGUGUAUCGGAGAAAACUUUAUUGGAUUGGGAGAUCAUAUUUGUGGAUGUACAGUUGCAAACAGAAAGAGUAUGAUUAGAAUUAGUUUUUGGCUUGAUACUGAUGAGGAUGAAUACGUCAAACGUUUGGAAGACCAAUGCAAAGGUGCAUUUGACAUUCUCAGUGCUGGCUCAACCUUGUUCAAAUUCGAUUUUCGAUCAUUUAGAGCCAAUUUGUCCAAGAUAUCGAAAGCUGAUGAUUAAUAAAUAUUGGCAAAUCAUCAUGGACUAUUAAGAAUUCAAUUUUUAUUACUUUCAGAAUAUCUUACAAGGUUUUUAUGUAUUCAACAAUAUCUCACUUGACAAUCACUGUUGUUGUAAGGUUGUGUGAACAAUAAGAGACCUGUUUAAAGAUUUUUAAUAGACAUGAGCAUGAGUAAAUGAAGGAACCACCUAAAAGGGAAUAUUCAAAUUAAUAACAAUACAUCUCAAUUCCAAUUCC